Cherax quadricarinatus is the source of this 1214-nucleotide messenger RNA. The record is from RefSeq and is a predicted model, not a curated record. NCBI's taxonomy places the organism in Eukaryota, Metazoa, Arthropoda, Malacostraca, Decapoda, Parastacidae.
AGAUCGGGAAAGUAAAGGUGCUGUUGGAUAAGAACUACAUGCCUGGUGAGGCUCGGGUUCGUGUGCCCAUGACGAGGCAGUUCGGUAACUCCAUCCUCAACAUCUACAUUCCUUCUCUCAUCCUCAUGGUCAUCAGCUACCUCACCUUCUUCUUCAGAACCUCCAUCUUCGACGUGCGUGUGAUGGUCACCCUCACCGCCCUUCUUGUGCUUGCUACACUCUUCGCUCAGGCGUCAAAUUCACUGCCCAAUACAUCGUACUUCAAGAUGGUGGACAUCUGGCUCUUGUUUUGCGUGGGUGUCACCUUUCUGGUCAUCAUAUUUCAUAUCCUGAUUGAUAACCGGCUGUUCAAAGAGAAAAAGACAACCCAAGUAAAGCCUUUUGCCAUGCCAGCAUAUAGGGAGAUCCAGCUGUUGGGACUUCGAGGCCGCUGCAGUUGGUCACCAGACCUGUCGGUCGAGCAGCUGGAAUUAGUAGCCAAAGUCUUCGUCUUCUUUCUCAUGACCACAUUCAUGAUUGGAUACCUGGCUUAUAUUAUAAGCUGAGGCUCCCUUCUAAGACUCCCUUAGGACAUUGGCUGUCUAUUUUGCAAGCUUGCAAAGUUACAACACAAGUAAUAAUUAAGAGAUCUUGCAGAUGAACGACUUGUGUUUAUCACACUGAACAUACAGUAUAUCAACACACAUCGUACUAUACAAAAACAUGAUAUCAUCGCUGAUCUAUAGACACGUACGAGGUCCCAGACAGAGACAAACUUCUGUUUAUGAGCAAAAUAAAGAAUAUUCAGCGCUUGUCAAAUGGUUCAUAUUGAGAUUAAAAUUGACGCACUAAAUAUUUGGAAGUUUAACAUACAGAUAUUUUUUAUAGCAUAAUCAGAUUUAAUAUACAUCAGAAUUUUAGGAUUUGCGGGCCACUCCAUAAUUGAACUCACCAACUAUAUGGAAUAAACUAUAGCUGGAUUUUCCGACACACAAGCACAGAAGACCUUCGAUAUGACGUCUGCAACCACACACUGGCAAGUACACACACACAUUCACAGGAUGAGAGUGAGGAAGAAUGAUGUGAAAAUAAUGGAUUAACUACAAAGUGAAGAGGUUGAAAGAAAGCUUUAUAAUAAUUUACAAGGUCAGGAAAGGUCUUAUAAAUUAUUACUAGAAUUUAAUUCUUGUAACACUUUUUUUACUAAAGCUGAGAGAUGGGGGAAUUGAAAUCGA